Messenger RNA from Strongylocentrotus purpuratus (purple sea urchin), 1477 nucleotides. Its product is annotated as lysosomal acid phosphatase. The record is from RefSeq and is a predicted model, not a curated record. The transcript is spliced from 10 exons. NCBI's taxonomy places the organism in Eukaryota, Metazoa, Echinodermata, Echinoidea, Camarodonta, Strongylocentrotidae. Gene Ontology annotation, biological process: dephosphorylation; lysosome organization. Gene Ontology annotation, molecular function: acid phosphatase activity. Gene Ontology annotation, cellular component: lysosome. Bases 7 to 1377 code for a protein of 456 amino acids.
UCCAAGAUGGCAGCUUCCACGGCAUCACAAUUUCUGAAGAUGUGGAGCAUGUUAUUGCUGUUUUUCGCCUGUUUCUCGUCUUUUCUAUCAAUUAGUUCCUGUGAGAGAACCAUCAAACUUGUGAAUUUGUUGUUUCGUCAUGGUGAUAGAUCGCCCACAAAUGGCUACCCAAAUGACAACUAUACGGAAGACACAUGGCCCCAAGGUUUCGGACAGCUGACUGAGAGGGGCAUGGCCCAACAGUAUAAACUGGGGCAGUGGUUGAGGAAGCGUUACGUGACCGACCUGAAACUGUUUGACGGCAUCUACCGCCCGAAACAAUUCUACGUUCGUAGCUCACCGAGAGAGCGCACCAUCAUGUCUGCACAAUCCAACCUGCAGGGUUUCUUUCCAGCAGAGUCAGGGGGAGGGGAGCCAUCAAGUGGAACACCUCUAUGGCCACCGGUGCCAGUGUUUACUGUGGCCGAAGGGCAAGAUUAUUUACUGAGUGGAAGCAGGUUACAAAAUUGUGAUAGAGUGAGCGAUUACUACAUAGAGAACAGCCCUGCCGAGCAGCAAUAUAUUAAAGAUAACCAGAUUUUCUUUGAUAGAGUUCAUGAGAAAGCAGGAUUUUCGGGAGACGUUAUCUUCGAGAAUUUCUAUCACCUGGGAGAUACUUUGAUAAGAGAGCGUAAAGAAGGAAGAAAUUUACCGGAAUGGGCGGAUGACGAGACCUUCAACAAAUUAAAAGCUACGCAUGAUUUUGCCUUUGAAGCAGACUUCUCCGAUAUGACAACAGACGAGAAAAGAAUUACUUCAGGAGUUCUUUUAGCAGCAAUGAUUGCAAAUAUGAAGGCUCAUUUAAACAGAACAAACAAUGACAGUAGGAUAUUUAUGUACUCUGGGCACGAUGACAACCUAGCACCGUUUUUAGGUCUGUUUGGUUUGUUCACAAACGUCGCUCCUCCCACCGCUUCCUGUAUCAUGGUGGAACUGUACAAAGAAGAUGAUGGUUCACAUACAGUGCAGUUAUUAUUUAGAAAUGACACUUCAAAGCCACCAUACCUCCUCAAGUUCCCAGAAUGCAAUGAGAGAUGCCCUGUUCAAAACUUCUUCCACAUCGCGUCACCUUUCGUGGUCGAUGACGUCGAUGAGCUGUGCAGGGGAAAACCGCCAUCGCUACCUCUUGAUGUUGAGUGGAAUAUAGGUUGGAUACUAGCUGCAAGCAGCUUGGCUCUAGCAGGUCUUCUUCCUCUCAUAGUCUGUGUCGUACUUUUCUUUGGCGCCGGUGGGCGUCGUCGGCUACAGAAAUCCAAGCAAUGCCUAAAACCAAUCAACUUCCACCUCUUGGGCGGUCCCAACAGUGAGUCAGAAGACGAGAGCGUGUUUGACACAUGACCCCACCACAAGGAGUAGACUAGAGCCAUUUCGAGGGGUCAGUGAUACAAAAACGUAACUCCAUUUUGGCCAUUUUUAGAAAAAGUGGUUUAUGUGUCAC